CCGGACGCCUCGCAAUGCCGGAUGGGUGCGAGAUGCCCGAGGGUAAUGGGGUUCCCCGGAAGAUGAUGGCAGCAUGAAAUUGUAUUGAUUGUGACUUCGGUAUUCCUGAAUCAAACUAUUGGUCAAUUGUUAGGAAAAGUUAUUACUUAUAUUGAUCAACCAAGUAUUUUGAAAAGGUUCUCGGGUAACUUGUGGUGUAUGUGAUUCACGAAACUUUCUAUUGAGACUAUCUUUGUCAUACGGUAAUCGGUUUGUGUGGUAUAGACCGGUGGACAUUCUACUUGCUAGGUUGUGACUCAUUGGUUGUUGACUUCAUCCUUUCAGAUCAUUAGAAUGUCAAUCUCACCUGCCUCCCGAUGAUUUGUUACGGGGUGCCGGUGAACUUCACUAAGGAGGAGGGAACAAGAUUUUUGGAGCUUAGAAGAUUUUGAGGACAUUAGGAGCCACUGUUAGAUGACACUUGUACAGCUAGAGCUCUUGCUAUUGAGGAUUCGCCGCUGUACUAUGUUUUCUCGGGUGCCAUUGAGGAGCUCAUUGCGGUUCAUUCACCAAGUCCUAGAAAAUCAACGGCUGAGGAGCUAUUCUUCCUAUAGGAAAUGGCAAUCUGGUGAUGCAAGGAAUGGAGAGACAUUGCUGGGAAAUCAUGCAGGGUCAUUCGUUUCUUCAGGAGUUUUGAUUGCCGGGUCAUGCAUUGGGUUUUGCUAUUGGGUUUCAAGUUCCUCAGAGACUAGCCCUCUUUUGUCUUUCGCGAAUUGUCCCAAAGAGACAUGGCCUUCCAGCGACGAUCUCCAAGCUUCAACAAGAGGAAAGAAAAGCAACUUCCUCGUUGGAGAUGCAUACAGAAGAAGAAUCUUCUUUAAUUAUGAGAGGCGGAUCCGGUUGCAGAGCCCCCCUGAAAAGGUUUUUGAUUACUUUUCAUCAGUCCGGAGGCCUUCAGGAGAGGUUCUCAUGACACCAGCGGACUUGAUGCGAGCAGUUGUGCCGGUGUUUCCUCCAUCCGAAUCGGAUCGUGUUAGAGAGGGAUAUUUGAGAGGAGAGAGGAUCCCUGGCGACUUAUAUUGUCCUCCUUCGAAAUUUUUUAUGCUCUUCGACAUGAACAAUGAUGGACUUAUUUCAUUUCCAGAGUACAUCUUUUUCGUCACACUGCUCAGUAUCCCCGAGUCGAGUUUUGAGGUGGCAUUCAAAAUGUUUGAUCUGGACAACAAUGGCGAAAUAGACCAGGAAGAAUUCAGGAAGGUGAUGGCUCUAAUGCGAUCCCAAAGCAGACAAGGGACUCAGCACAGGGACGGCAAGAGAGUGGGGCUAAAAGUCAAGGAUUCGGUGGAGGAAGGCGGUCUGCUGGAGUACUUCUUCGGCAAGGACGGCCAGGAAAAGCUAAAACAUGGACGAUUUGUCCAGUUUCUGAAAGACUUGCAUGACGAAAUCUUGCGUUUAGAGUUUUCACAUUACGACACUAGAUCAGUGGGGACGAUAUCAGCAAAAGAUUUCGCCUUGUCCUUGGUUGCAUCCGCUGACAUGUGCCACUUAAACAAGUUGCUUGACCGAGUAGAUGAAAUAGACGGGGAACCGUCACUCAGGGACCUGAGGAUCUCCUUCCAGGAAUUCAAGGAUUUCGCAGAGCUACGUAAAAUGUUGCAGUCAUUUUCGCUUGCCAUUUUCAGUUAUGGGAAAGUAAAAGGACUGCUCACCAAAAGGGAUUUCCAGAGGGCGGCUUCCCAGGUGUGUGGCAUUUCCAUUACAAGCAACGUGGUGGACAUAAUAUUCCACUUGUUCGAUGCUAACCGCGAUGGAAAUUUAAGCUCGAAGGAGUUUAUUCGAGCGGUACAAAGAUGCGAAAGCAAUGGAGCGCAGGCAGAGAGGCCGGUGUCAAGGGUCUGAUUUCUUGCUGGAGCAGUUGUGCAUCUAGUUGUAAUUCCUCAAAACUUCUUUUGUAGUGACUCAUACUGAAUCACGGCUCGAGUUCCCAAAGCUAUCAGUAUGAGCCGGACAGAUCUUUGCUCGCUCUCUCUCGCCAUCGCUUGCAGUUCAAAGAUGUGAUCAUCAGCUUUGCUGAAAGCCUAGGUUCCCAAAACCAAGAAAAAUUCCUCCUCUUGUUCUGGUCAUAAUGCAUAGAUUUGAAGUGUCAUCUUUCCACUCCACGUAUGAGAUUGUUUUCAUUCACAAAAUUGGUGCAGUUUCAAAAUUUA
This is a messenger RNA of Eucalyptus grandis, 2186 nucleotides long. RefSeq names its product calcium uptake protein, mitochondrial. Bases 454 to 1878 code for a protein of 474 amino acids. Gene Ontology annotation, biological process: mitochondrial calcium ion homeostasis; calcium import into the mitochondrion. The transcript is spliced from 8 exons. Gene Ontology annotation, molecular function: calcium ion binding. The record is from RefSeq and is a predicted model, not a curated record. Gene Ontology annotation, cellular component: uniplex complex. Lineage: Eukaryota; Viridiplantae; Streptophyta; Magnoliopsida; Myrtales; Myrtaceae.